Cololabis saira (Pacific saury) is the source of this 5293-nucleotide messenger RNA. RefSeq names its product ribosomal protein S6 kinase alpha-4-like. Gene Ontology annotation, biological process: regulation of DNA-templated transcription; protein phosphorylation; intracellular signal transduction. Lineage: Eukaryota; Metazoa; Chordata; Actinopteri; Beloniformes; Belonidae. The record is from RefSeq and is a predicted model, not a curated record. The transcript is spliced from 18 exons. Gene Ontology annotation, molecular function: protein serine/threonine kinase activity; magnesium ion binding; ATP binding. Bases 836 to 3199 code for a protein of 787 amino acids.
GUGACCGGCCGUCGCCCAGGUGGUGUCGAAAGCGUCCUGGAGAAACUGUUAGCGCCUCAGCGACUACAGGCACCUGGAAGUGAGAUGUAAACAGUCUUCCGAGUGAGUUAUCCAUUUGAUUUUAGUGGAGAGAGAGAAGACGUUGAGCUACCCCCAAUUGUCCUGGUCCAACAUGGAGAGCUUGCUAUUUAAAGAGGCCAGCUGACAUGGCUAACGGACAAUUAGCGUGUAGCUUGUGGUAAAAACUUUGACGGCUAACUCGGUUUACUACUACAAUACCGUCUAGCGAGGUAACAGUUGUUCUCGUCGAUGUCACUAUGCUACGGAUGGGACAGUGUGUGUCUAUAAAUGCACUGUUUUGAACUUACGUGACUUAUUUAGUACCGUUUUCAGUAAUGACCACUGCUCCACAGCUAAUGCUAACGAUAGCAAUUUAAACUGCAGCCAAGACACUGAAAACUGUUAAUCUUUCCCUCAAAUUAUAGAGACGUGGACGGAAUCCGCUCCAGAGCAGAAGGAGCCUGAAUAGCAACACAUCUUUGUGCUGAUUGAUUCCGCCCGCUGGCAAGAGAUAAAUAAGAUCAAUAAAUACUAAUAAUGCCAAACAGCCAGGAUGUCACUGGCAUGGGGAUUAACAUCAGGACAACAGCACUGGCUCUGAAAUACAUCUUUACAAUCCUUCCCAUAAUCCUUGUGAUAUUUGCACUGCCGCCACAAUAGAGUUUUUUUUUUAAAACAUUGAUUUUGUUGUGUAAUGUAUUUUGAGUCAAACAAUUGUCAUUAGAGUUGAUUAUAUUCAGCCUAUCAAGGCAAUAGUAUUCUUUUCGCUGAAGCUAUGGCUGGGGACACAUCUGAUAGUAGUGAUGACUCUGAUGCAAAAACCAAUGAGAAGGCCUGCACUGUCGAGCAUCAAAUCACCAAUGCUAACCUCACAGGUCACACUGAACGGGUUGGCAUGGAAAACUUUGAGCUGCUCAAGGUUUUGGGCACAGGAGCUUAUGGGAAAGUGUUUUUGGUCAGGAAGAACAGUGGUCAUGAUGCUGGGCAGCUUUAUGCUAUGAAGGUUUUAAAGAAAGCAGCGAUUGUUCAGAAAGCAAAGACAACAGAACAUACUCGCACAGAGAGGCAGGUGCUGGAGCACAUCCGCCAGUCUCCCUUCCUGGUCACGCUUCACUAUGCCUUUCAGACUCAGAGCAAACUACACCUUAUACUGGACUACGUGAGUGGUGGGGAGAUGUUUACUCAUUUGUACCAGCGGGAUCACUUUUCAGAGGAGGCAGUGCGGAUUUAUAUUGGAGAAAUAAUUCUUGCUCUGGAGCACCUGCACACGCUUGGGAUUGUGUAUCGAGACAUCAAAUUAGAAAAUAUACUUCUAGACAGUGAAGGCCACGUGGUAUUAACAGAUUUUGGGCUCAGCAAAGAGUUUCUGCAAGAAGAGAAGGAAAGAACGUACUCUUUCUGUGGCACCAUUGAAUACAUGGCUCCUGAAAUCAUCCGGGGAAAGUCUGGGCAUGGCAAGUCAGUAGAUUGGUGGAGCCUUGGGAUCCUGAUGUUUGAACUGCUGACGGGAGCUUCUCCUUUUACCUUGGAGGGGGAGAGGAACUCCCAAAGCGAGGUGUCAAAGCGUAUUUUACGCUGUGAUCCACCUUUCCCGUCUAUGAUUGGAUCUGUUGCUCAGGACAUGCUGAAGAAGUUGUUGGUGAAAGAUCCUCAUAAGAGGCUGGGCUCCGGACCACGGGGGGCUAAGGAUAUCAAAGCUCAUCGUUUUUUCAAGGGACUGAACUGGGACGACCUAGCACAGAAGAAGUUACCAAGCCCGUUCAAACCAGAGCUAAAGAGCGAGCUCGAUGUGGGCAACUUUGCUGAGGAGUUUACGGGGAUGGAUCCCGUCUACUCUCCGGCGAGCACGCCUCCAAGCACAGACCGCCUGUUCAAGGGUUACUCGUUUAUCGCCCCUUCCAUCUUGUUCAAUAAGAACGCUGUCAUGGGGGACUUGGUAGAAUCUCAAGUUGGAGCUGACCGACCGGCCUCUGCUUCUGUCCAGCGGAGUGCAAUUUUAGAGGAGUCCCAGUUUUUCCAGCACUAUGAGCUGAACCUUCAGGGACCGCCAUUAGGUGAGGGGAGUUUUUCUGUGUGCAGGAAAUGCAGACAUAAGCAAAGUGGCCACGAAUAUGCUGUCAAGAUCGUCAGCCGCAGAAUGGAAGCAAAUACUCAGAGAGAGAUAGCCGCCUUAAGGCAAUGCGAGACUCACCCCAACAUCGUCAAGCUGUUUGAUGUCUACACUGAUCAGUACCACACUUACUUAGUGAUGGAGCUUCUGCAAGGUGGGGAGCUACUGGAGAGGAUCAAGAGGAAGAAACUCUUUGGCGAGGCUGAGGCCAGUCAGCUUUUACAAAGCCUGGUCUCUGCUGUCAGCUUCAUGCAUGAGGCUGGAGUUGUGCACAGAGAUCUCAAACCCGAGAAUGUGCUGUUUGCAGAUGAGGGCGAGGACUCUGUGCUGAAAGUAAUAGACUUUGGAUUUGCUCGCCUGUGCCCUGCAGGCAGCGCCCCCCUCCAGACUCCAUGCUUCACGCUGCAGUACGCUGCACCAGAGCUUUUUGAGAGUGCAGGAUAUGACAAAUCCUGUGAUCUCUGGAGUCUAGGGGUCAUCUUGUACACGAUGCUGUCUGGCCAAGUGCCGUUUCAGAGUGAGCAGCGGGGGAUGACCUCGUCAUAUGCUGCAGACAUCAUGCAGAAAAUAAAAGAGGGGGAUUUCUCAUUGGAUGGAGAUCACUGGAAGAGCGUAUCAGAAGAUGCCAAAGAGCUCGUCAAAGGCCUCCUGACAGUGGAUCCAGAGAUGCGUCUAAAGCUCUCAGAUCUGAAGGAAAACAGCUGGCUGCAGGGUGGAGCGGUUAUGUCAACCACUCCUCUGUGCACGCCCGAUGUGUUAGAGUCCAGUGGACCGACCGUCCGCACAUUUGUCAAUGCUACAUACAAGGCUUUCAACCGUGGUAAGAGAGAAGGCUUUUUUCUGAAAAGCGUCGACAACGCUCCCUUGGCAAAACGACGAAAGCUGAAGAUGACAAGCACAGGAGUGGAGACCCGCUGGAGUUCUUCCUCCUCCUCGUCCUCUUCUUCCACUUCCUCCGUGGCCUCUGCAACGGCAUCCAAAGACCAGCCAAAGCAAACUGUGACUCCAAAUCCGAGCAAGGCAAAAUGAGAGGUAGAACAACACAGAAAGAAAGUGGUAUACUGGCAACUUAAUGCCCUCCAGUGGUUUGUUUAAAAAAAAAGAAGGAAAAAAACAGACUGUUCAACACUGGUUUCAGUGAAUCAAAUGUUUUAAAUGCAAAACUAACUUCAUUAACAGCCAAAAGUCUUCUACCGUUCUUCUAUUUUCUUCUCAAACCAAACAAGUAUUAUCCUUGAGUGAAGAAGAUGUGGCCUUCAGAAAAGUUAAAUUAUGGGUCAGUAUUUGCUCAGCAUAAUUCGUUUUCUUUCACUGUGGCUACAAUACAGUGCCUGGCUGUAUAGGUAAAAGGGAAAAAGGAGCCAUUCAAGAGCAGAAGCCAUACAUGCAGCAAAGGUGGUUAAUACAAGAAUAUGAAGGACAUAUGUACAUGUCCUUCCACUAAUUUGUUUUAUCUCAUUGUAAUAGCUAUUCAUUUUUAACUCUUGUCAGACAUGUGAAUAUUUGGGAAAAAACCUCAUAAGUCUAUCCACAAGUGCGGUGCCAUAUGUUGGUACGCUGCUCAGUACAGAAAGUAGUUUUGUAAGAAUAUAGAUUUUUUCCAAAGUCAAUUUUGAAUACAAAUUUAGUUGUUUGCAGUAUAAGUGGAGAAUCUAAAUGAGCAGUUUAUGCUUAAAAACAAAGUGCUGCAACAGCUGAGCACGGAGGGAAAUGUGUUUGUGAUGCGUGUGUAAGCUUGGAGAUUGCAUAGGAUGAAUAAUACUCUUUCGGAAACUUUCUGUUGGAUGCAGUUUGAACAGACUGGUGAUUUUCAAUCCAAAGGGUGCUGCACCUCCAGUACACUACCAACUCUAAGGAUCAUAUUUAACUCUUUGUAGAACUUGUUUCACGGAUCACUCAGCUCCGUCAAAGUGAUUUGAUACACAGUUAACAAGUAAGCUGCGGUUGUAAGUGUCCAACAGUAGCUCCUGUAUAAAAACAUAAAGACGAGGAACAAGGAUGAGGUUGACAACUCUUUAUCAUUGUGCCAGGGUGAAAAUUCCUAGCAAAUUUAUUGGAGAUUUUCUAUAUUUUGGUAUCUGUGACAGAUGGGAGUGAUCACUGGUUUUUAAAUGCUUGCAAGUGCAGCGUCAGUGUUUGCAUGUAAUUGGAAGCAAAACAACUUGGUUAUUUGGAUCACACACUGCCUUGAACUUGUAUAUUUUUUUAAACAGUACUUGUCUUGUGUUCGGGCCUCCGACUGGAGCCAUAUGGGACUCCAGAGAUACAAUCUGAUUUGAUGAAGUGAAAUGCUGUUGCCUAACAGCUGAGCUCUACUUGUUUCUAACUGGCCUGGCUUUUAUUGUCUUUUCUUUCAUUCUUUCUUUCUUCUCUCUCCCUUUCUCUCUCUCUCUCUCUCUCUCUUACCAAGGUGAUUUAAAAAAAAAAAGACUGUAUAGCUUUGAAGCUCAAAAUAUGUCACAGAAUGAGACACUUAAUUGUGACUUUGGGAGAUCGUCCUGUGAAAGAAAUGUACAUACAAAUCAUGAUUUUUAAGCAAAAAAUAAUGUAUGAAAUGGUUUAAGAUUCGAGCGCUGUUUUAUGGUAUAUUAGUCUCUUAUUGUCAUGUUUUUAUUGGACUUUUUUUUUUUUUCUUAAUUGUUGAUCAGUUAGACAUUACAGCUUUAAAGGUGCUUUCACUGGUAUUUAUUACAUGUCAUUGAUUUUAAUGCUGUGGUAAUGGGAUUAGUAUAAUUUGGCUCUUGGUGCGUGCGUGUGUGCGUGAGUGUGUGUGUGUGUGUGUGUGUGUGAUCUUGAGUGAUGCUUGGAGAUUGAUUGUACAGAUAUUUCUGUACCAGAUGAAGCAUUGUUACAGAUUACUGUAUUUUCUAUUGUGCUUUGCCAACAUUGUCUUUUUAAAAGUAACUGGUUGUCUGUGUUUGAACUUCGAUAUUUUUACUUAACUGCCUUUAUUUGGUAUUGAUAUUCUUUUGUUAUUGUAGGUGAUAUUUUUUAUCUUCCUUAAUUUUCAGCAUUACUGUUUCACUGAGAUGCACUGUCACUGAUGUAACUGGGAAUUUAUCUUUUGCACCAUAUUAUUAUUAUUUUCUUUUUUUGAUUGGCGCAAAAUAAACAAUACUUUUA